This is a messenger RNA of Solanum stenotomum, 1342 nucleotides long. Its product is annotated as homeobox-leucine zipper protein HOX11-like. The coding region runs from base 153 to 1271 and encodes 372 amino acids. The transcript has 4 exons. Gene Ontology annotation, molecular function: DNA-binding transcription factor activity, RNA polymerase II-specific; sequence-specific DNA binding. The record is from RefSeq and is a predicted model, not a curated record. Gene Ontology annotation, biological process: regulation of DNA-templated transcription. Lineage: Eukaryota; Viridiplantae; Streptophyta; Magnoliopsida; Solanales; Solanaceae.
UUCACAAAUUGGAUAGAAUCUCUAUAAAGACUCUUUCUUCUCCUUUCAAUCCAAAAUCCCCUUUUCCUUUUUUUCUUCUUCCCUUUACAAAUACCCUCUUCUUCCUUAAUUUUACUCCAAAAUAAAUUUCUUCUUUUAACUCACAUGAUAGUAUGGAGCUUGGAUUAAGCUUAGGAGAUGCUAACACAAACAAUACAACAAACUCUUCUCCAAAAUCAUUUUUCUUGUCUAAGAAAAAUGUUACUUCUUCUUGUAAUGAUCAUGAGAAGAAAAAAAGUUUAGGGUUUUGCAUGGCUUUAGGAAUUAACUCAUCAAGUGAAAGAGUAGAACAAGAUGAAGAUGAAGAUGAAGAAAAUAAUACUUCUGAAGAAGGCACUAAUAAUACUCUACCAGUUCAGCUUGAUCUUCUCCCUCUUGUUCCUCUUCCUCUUCCUCCUACUAAUAAUCUGCCUCAAUCACUCCAUUGGUCAUCUGAUAAUGGGAGUUCUGAAAAUGUUUCGUCGGGAAACGGUGGUUUGCCGGCGGCGAGAGGUUUCGACGUGAACCGGCUACCGGCGGCGGGUAUGGAUGAAGUUUCAUCUCCAAACAGUGUAGCGUCGUCGUUUCGGAUGGAUUUUGGGCUUUUCAAAAGCUGUGUUAAUAUUAUCGGCGUCGGAAAUAAACGGAACUCGGAAUCCGCCGGCGGCGAACCGGAAAGAGCCAGUGAUGACGAUGAAAAUGGUGCUAAUACUCGCAAAAAACUUAGACUAUCAAAAGAACAAUCAGCUUAUCUUGAAGAAAGCUUCAAAGAACACCAUACUCUAAAUCCUAAGCAAAAGCUGGCACUUGCAAAACAGCUAAGUCUAAGGCCAAGACAAGUUGAAGUCUGGUUUCAGAAUAGAAGAGCAAGGACAAAAUUGAAACAAACAGAAGUGGAUUGUGAGUACUUAAAAAGAUGUUGUGAGACAUUAACCGAUGAAAACAGAAGGCUACACAAAGAACUUCAAGAAUUGAGAGCUUUAAAGACUUCUAAUCCAUUUUACAUGCAACUUCCAGCCACCACACUAACUAUGUGUCCUUCUUGUGAAAGGGUGGCUUCCACCACAACCACCACCUCCGCCGCCACGGCUCCUCCUAUCACCGCCCCUGGAACCACCACCACUACCACUACCACCACUACAACUAACUCAAUUCCCAAAGCAAUUCCAUUUCUUAAUUCUAGACCAAGAUUUUUCCCAUUUACUACUAAUAAUAAUAAUCCAAAUCAUUCCCACCAAUCAGCAGCUUCAUGAAAAAAAAUAUGUGAAUUUUAAUUUUCUCUGAUGUAAAUAUACUAAUCAUUGGUUUGGUUUUUUCUGCCUCA